Molecule: messenger RNA, 2267 nt
Organism: Sinocyclocheilus anshuiensis
Lineage: Eukaryota; Metazoa; Chordata; Actinopteri; Cypriniformes; Cyprinidae
Gene: cat
Product: catalase
Exons: 13
Coding region: 173-1750 (525 amino acids)
Biological process (GO): response to hydrogen peroxide; hydrogen peroxide catabolic process
Cellular component (GO): peroxisome; cytoplasm; mitochondrion
Molecular function (GO): heme binding; catalase activity
Source: RefSeq, a predicted model, not a curated record
AGUAGAUAUCAGUUGGGUGGCUGGUGAUCACGUAAGGGUUCAAGUUCAAGUGCAAAGAGCACAGACUGUUACCAACCUUAAUAAAUAACAAGCCUUUAGACAGCUCGAGCUCAGUGGUUUGGAUCCACAGAAGUUUUGUAUCGCGUUUUGUUUUUCAUUGCAGAGCUGAAUAAUGGCAGACAGAGAUAAAGCGACGGAUCAGAUGAAGCUGUGGAAGGAGGGUCGUGGCUCUCAGCGGCCAGAUGUCCUGACCACAGGAGCCGGAGUCCCGGUAGGGGACAAGUUAAACCUGAUGACGGCAGGCCCGCGUGGACCGCUGCUGGUCCAGGACGUGGUUUUUACUGAUGAAAUGGCCCAUUUCGACCGAGAGCGGACACCAGAGAGAGUCGUGCACGCGAAAGGAGCAGGAGCAUUUGGCUACUUCGAAGUGACCCAUGACAUCACACGCUAUUGCAAAGCCAAAGUGUUUGAGCAUGUGGGAAAGACGACACCCAUCGCCAUUCGCUUUUCCACUGUGGCCGGUGAAUCUGGGUCAGCAGACACCGUCCGAGAUCCUCGAGGUUUUGCAGUGAAGUUCUACACCGAUGAGGGCAACUGGGAUCUUACAGGAAACAACACCCCCAUCUUCUUUAUCAGGGAUGCGCUUCUGUUUCCAUCCUUCAUCCACUCUCAGAAGCGGAAUCCGCAGACUCACCUGAAGGAUCCGGAUAUGGUUUGGGACUUCUGGAGUUUGCGUCCUGAAUCGUUGCACCAGGUGUCUUUUCUGUUCAGCGAUCGGGGAAUACCUGAUGGCUACCGUCACAUGAACGGAUACGGAUCGCACACCUUCAAACUGGUCAACACUCCGGGACAGUCGGUGUACUGCAAGUUCCACUAUAAGACUGAUCAGGGCAUCAAGAAUUUGCCAGUUGAAGAGGCCGAUCGUCUGGCAUCCACCGACCCAGAUUACUCCAUCAGAGACCUUUACAAUGCCAUCUCAAAUGGCAACUUCCCAUCCUGGACUCUCUACAUCCAAGUCAUGACCUUUGAGCAGGCGGAGAACUGGCAGUGGAAUCCGUUUGAUUUGACUAAGGUGUGGCCCCAUAAAGACUUCCCUCUGAUUCCUGUGGGACGCCUCGUGUUGAACCGAAACCCUGUCAACUAUUUCGCUGAGGUCGAGCAGCUGGCAUUUGAUCCCAGUAACAUGCCACCUGGCAUUGAGCCCAGCCCGGACAAGAUGUUGCAGGGGCGUCUUUUCUCCUAUCCAGACACACAUAGGCAUCGGCUCGGAGCGAAUUACCUCCAGCUGUCCGUCAACUGCCCCUACCGCACCCGCGUGGCAAACUACCAGAGAGACGGACCCAUGUGCAUGUUUGACAACCAGGGGGGAGCGCCUAACUACUUCCCCAACAGCUUCAGCGCUCCUGAUACCCAGCCGCGCUUCGUUGAGUCCAAGUGUAAAGUGUCUCCUGAUGUGGCCCGAUACAACAGCGCAGACGAUGACAAUGUGACCCAGGUGCGCACUUUCUUCACUCAGGUGUUGAACGAAGCUGAGCGAGAGCGUCUGUGUCAGAACAUGGCCGGCCAUAUAAAAGGAGCUCAACUGUUUAUUCAGAAACGUGCGGUGCAAAACCUGAUGGCCGUUCACCCCGAUUAUGGCACUCGCAUUCAAACUCUCCUGGAUAAAUACAACACGGAAGGGAAAAAGAACACUAUUCAUGUUUAUACUCGUGGUGGAGCGUCCGCUGUGGCCGCAGCUUCUAAGAUGUGAUUUCAAAGUGCCGCCUCUCUGCACACACAUAUAAACACAUUCAUUCUCUUAUAGAGUGUGAUAUAAAGUCAUGAUGCUUAAUUCAUUCCUUGUGUGCUGUAGAAAUACGGACAUCAUAUCUAAUAUGGCCAAUUCACAACACAAGUGGUAUUAGCAAAUGCAGCGCUGAUUCCUUAAUCAUGAUUAAUGCCGUCAAACCAAAUGGAGGCCUUUGAUGCAUAUAUGCAAGUUUGAGUUUAUCCAAACUAAAUCAGUCUGUUUCUGCAUAUUUCUGCAUUUUGAUUGUGUGCGAAAUGUAGAAUAGCCAAAAAUAAUCUGAGAAUGAACACAAAUGUUUAAUAUUAAUACUGUGUGAGCCUUUUGAUUUUUUUUUUUCUUUAUAUCUUGGCUACUGAUGCCGUUUAAUAUUAAAUAAGAGAAAUUAACUCUUUCCGUCUCUUUUGCCUUUAACUGAAUAUAAUUCAGUUCUGAUAAUACGAAUGUAACACCUUUUGUCAUUUUGUAAAAAUAAAUAUGA